This is a messenger RNA of Aspergillus pseudonomiae, 5742 nucleotides long. RefSeq names its product ankyrin repeat-containing domain protein. Bases 1 to 5742 code for a protein of 1913 amino acids. The record is from RefSeq and is a predicted model, not a curated record. The transcript has 9 exons. Gene Ontology annotation, molecular function: protein binding. Lineage: Eukaryota; Fungi; Ascomycota; Eurotiomycetes; Eurotiales; Aspergillaceae.
AUGGACAACAAUGAUUUUGUACUCGUAGAAAAGCAAGUGACCAGCCAUGAUAUUGAACAGAUACAAAUCUGGCUGUCCCCAACAGAGUUCGAGACGGAGGGCAGUGAAUAUCAGAAACACCUGAGUGCCCAUGCCUCCGGGACCGGAGACUGGCUGUUCCAUACAGAUCAGUACCGGACUUGGCAUGAUGCAAACAACAACACCUUAUGGCUUCAAGGCAUACCCGGCAGUGGCAAGUCUGUUAUGGCUGCAAAGUUGAUUCGUACCUUCAAAGAAGAAGGUAUACCGGUACUGUUCUUCUUCGCUCGCCGAAUCAUCAAAACAAACAGCGAACCUCGGCAGCUUGUUCAAGAUUGCCUGUAUCAACUUUUAGGUCAUAGUGUCCUGCUUCAGGCAAGGCUAAAGGUGCUUUUGGCUCUACACCCUACUGUCGAUAGCGUUCCAUUCCAUGAGCUCUGGAACCUCUUCUUAUUCGGCAUUGACACUGUUCCCAAGGUAUAUGUAAUAUUGGACGCAUUAGAUGAGCUUGCGAUCGAGAAUGAUGGCUUUCUUCAAUCGUUACAAAAGCUUGGGCAACGGAGCCCGGAAUCAACCAAGUUGAUAAUAACCAGUCGCCCGGAAGCUCAUCUUCAGACAGCGCUUAAAUGCACCUUCCAGAACCGUAUUCGUCUUACAGGGGCAAUGAUUGAGCAGGAUAUUGCCACAUACAUAGCUCACCGUCUAGGUAACCAGCAAGAUAACUCUGCUGUGGUCGAAGGUCAGUCAAUUGUCCAGGAAAGGCUCAGCCAAAAAGCACAAGGCUUGUUUCUCUAUGCCCGUCUCAUGCUCGAUCAGAUUCUUUUGCAAUCUGAGCUGCCACUGGAGAACCAUUUACAGCGCCUCCCUAGCUCACGGGAAGAAAUGUAUGUCAGCAUAUUGCAUGAACACUCUUUGCGUUCUGGUGCUAGCCAACACUUUCAAUGUUGGCUACUCUCAUGGGUCACACACGCUUGCCGUCCACUUCGGGUCACGGAAUUAGCAGCUUUGGUCAAUGCUUCCUCUGAUCGCAGCGGGAUAAGUAGCUCGCAGGAUGCAAAAGCCAUGAUACGUAGAUCAUGUGGUCCACUUCUAGAGAUCUUAGAUAACGAAACUGUGCAAGUCAUUCACCACUCAUUUACCGAGUUCCUUUUAGACAGCAAUCGCAAUACUGCGAUAGCUCCCACCGAAACUAGCAACCGGUUUCCCGUCUUAACACCUACCUCAACCCAUCGCUCUCUCACUCUCUUAUGUGUUGAUUAUCUGUUAUCUGGCUGUUUCAAAUCUUGGUCAUUGUCUGAGCGUCCGACCCAGCCAGCGGACCAUGAGCCAGACCGCAAGCAGCUAAUGGUCCAUUUCCCAUUCCUACAGUACGCAUCGCAGAACCUACUCUAUCAUGCAGCCAAGUGUGAUGCCAGCGACCCAGAGUUCAUAUUACAAUUAGAUGCUCUCUUUCAGAAUGAUAAGCACAGUUUCGAAAGCUGGAAGGACUUCAUAUUUGCAAAAAAGAACCAGACAGUCCCCGAUAACUUUCAUCCACUUCAUCUCGCCGCCCAGGCUGGCCUAUCGGCAUAUACCCAACAUCUCCUAAAGGCACAUGGGGACCCGGAUGUUGCUGAUUCUUUUAAUCGGACAGCAGCCACUUAUGCCUGUAUGCAUGGCCAAUUUGAGACUUUUGCUGUUCUCUUAGGUUACAAUGCCUCAUUUACAACCAUCGAUAUCGAUGGUUUAGCACCCAUUCACCACGCAGCGAGGGGUAACCACGUCAAGGUCGUGCAACGUUUACUUGAGGCUGGUGCAGACCCCAUGUCUCCAAAGUCCUGCGAAGACCAUGGCUACUGGAGGUGGAGUCCAUCUACAUUAGGGAAGACACCGGUACAAUAUGCGUGUGAGCUAGGCCACACAGCUUGUGUCUUGGAACUGCUACGGAACCUGGAUCUCCCUUCGAUGAGCUCAAUCCUUCCACAUUGGGCGUCUGCUACAGGUCAAUCGAAAACUCUCGAAGCUCUUCUUAGGCACCCCACGGUUUUGGAAAACUUGAACAAGCGCGACAGCUAUGGCAACACAGCUUUGUUCCUAGCUGCGCGUCGCGGUGACCCGGAGACAGUUCGUAUUCUGCUUCAUUAUGGUGCCGACGUAAAUGCGAGAUCGGCCAAAUUGAGACAGACUCCAAUCCAUGGUUGGACAGCCGCCGGAUAUAGAAGUUGGAGUGAAGGGGACGUUUGCAGCAUCGAGGAGUGGAAGAGAACAGGCAUUUUACUGAUCGAAGCAGGUUGCGAUCUUGAAGCAAAAAAUGAGGCCGGUCAGACUGCACUGUUUGCCUGGACUAAGCAAACAGAGCGAUUCGUGGAGCUUCUCCUCCAACAUGGUGCCAAUCCCUGUGCGAUUGACAACAAGGGAGAUACACCCCUGCACAACCUAUUAAUAGUUAACAUGAACUCUAGGGUUCUCAAAUUGUUUGUGAAAGCUGGAGCCAACAUCAACCAUGGUCGGCAUGGAGAUCUUGUAACGCCUCUUAUCUCUGCCGCGAUGAAUCGAAGCCUUGAUGCUAUGCCUUUCAUCGAAAAUGGGGCGGACCCUAACCUUCAAGACUCGGAUGGCAAUACGGCUCUGCAUCACAUUUGCGCAUCAUGGAUGCUCAAGUACUCCCACGUGCAGAAAUGGCUGGAAUUCGCAGAUCCCACGGUCAAGAAUAAAGCCGGAGAAACCUGUUUGUAUAAACUAGCCUUUGGAAACGACGGUCACGAAAGAGUAAAGGCUAUCUCAUUGUUCACGGAGAAAGGACUAAAUCUUGAAUCUCGAGACCGAAGGGGAAGGACAGCCCUACUUGCUGCGUGCGCAAAUGCGGAGCCACACUUCAUCAUUGGACUGCUUGAAAAUGGUGCUAAUGCGAAAGCAUUAGACUUUCAUCACAAGUCGUGCCUCCACUUAGUUGCCGAAGAAGAUUUGAAUUCAACCCUCAAAAUUAUGAAACUACUCAUGCAGGAAGGGGUUGACAUCAACGGUGUCGACUUGGAUGGAAACACUCCAUUCCAUGACGCUGUCGUAUCAGGCGAUCAUUUCGUUCCCCUCCAAGCUAAACUCGAGGUAAUUCUUGGACUGGGCGGGCUGGCCAACGCAACAGACUAUCGAGGGCAAACAGUUCUACACAAAGUUGCCAAUCUUACUAACCCGAGCACCUGUGACCGGAUAGACUUCCUCUUGCAACCAAGUCUCGGCUUGGAUGUGAAUGCACGAGAUAAUGAAGGUCUUGCGCCUAUUCAUUGUGCUUCUUCAAAAUCGGAAAUCAUCACAUGGAGACUUAUACAGGCAGGGGCAGAUAUGCAGGCCCAGUCAGAUGACGGUCGAACUCCGCUACACUUCGCGGCCGCCGCGGCGCAAAGCAGCUCCUGGUCAUUGGACCAAAAGGAUAAUCAUGGGAAUUCUGAGUGUGUCUAUCACCUGUUGCAGGUUGGAGCGAAUCUAAACAUCGCAGACUGCCACGGGAGGACCCCGCUGCACAUGGCUGCAGAGCAUAAAGUCGAUGUGGCAGCACUAAGGAAACAGCGUAAAUAUAGCGGAGGAGAGUUGUGGGGAAGAACUAUUAGUGGUUCUAACACAUUGGGACCUUUCAUACCCCCAAUGUUGCGGGACCAGCUACAUGAUGCCCAUUGGCAUCUGAGCUUCGCUAUCGAGCGUGAAGAAGAAGCAUACAUGAUGCAGGAUAUUGUCCGGUUACUCCUCUCUGGUCAAACUGCUGGCGAUAUCGCUCUACAUCUAGGUCACGAGGAUAUAUGGAAUUUGCUCUCAAUUCGCACACAGCAGUGUGAACUAACAGCCUUAAUGGGUCAGGUAUGCUCGUCGAAAAGCAUGCGCGCUGAGGACAUCGUUCAAGCUCUUAGUCUGGAAAAGGCAGACGCCUAUAGCCUUCUUCAAGCUGCGAUAUCCUUGAGAAACGAGGCUUUACUAGAUGCUCUACUAGGUGCUGGAGUAGACCUGAUGACCAAAGGCCCUGACGGGAUUACCCCAGUACACUAUGUUGCGCACUGGGGUCUUUUAUCCAUGAUGAAGACUAUGGCACCGUAUGUCAAGGAUAUUAAUGCUUUCUCUCCCCCGCUGCUUCACGUUGUAGCGGGUCGAAAGUUAUCCAACUUGCAGAUGAUGACUAUGUUGAUAGAAUUGGGUAUCGAUGUCAAUGCUUCAUAUCAAGAGCCGUUCGAUGUGGACUUCGACGAAUUCACUGAGAUAUCAGCCCCAGAAUAUACGGCUACACAUAUGCUCGCAGCGGGCAGGCAGUGGUGGAAUAUCGCAGCACUCGAGACUCUCUGCAACGCAGGAGCAGACCUUGAAAUCACAGACUCGGAUGGAAACACCGUCCUACAAUGUGCGCUUUCCGGCAAAAGCCACGGUCAACGUAAACAUGGCUUCUGGAGGGAUGAGGCUCUAGAGGUGGUUCUAAGGCACGGCGCGAAUAUCAACAAACUAUCUCCCAGUAAGGACUCCACGCCUCUUCUCGUGGCAUUAGAAACCAACCGAGGUUGUAAACUCGUCCAGAGGCUUAUUGACCACGGCGCCGAUAUCAAUCUGGGCCAUGUACCGGCCUUAUUUGCUGCCAUAGAAAGUCGCGACUGUGAAGCUGUAGCCGUGAUCCUGAAUGCUGGUGCGGAUGUCAAUGCGGUAUACUACCCAAAGAGACGAUAUGGGACAGGUCCCAAGAUGGAAACGCCGCUCCUAGCUGCCGCCUUGGAACCAAGAGAAGUUGGAGAGACGAUUAUGGGCCUCCUCCUGCAGAGGGGAGCAAAUCCAUUAUUGGAGCUUGAGGAGAGCAACAGCACAGUCCUCCAUCAGAUUGCCUACCACCAUGGCCGCAUUGGGCCCAUCGUAAAAUCCAGGCCAGAUCUUCUCGAAGCUACAGACCGCAAGGGCCUUACCCCCUUACUGAGUGUCUGCUCCUCCAUCGACGGAUGUUACACAGGCGACGAGUCGACAUCAAUUGAACUGAUACGUGCCGGCGCAAAUUUUAACGUAACAGACAAGGAUGGCUCAACCCCUCUCCACCUUGCCACUCGCUCAGGCAAAUGCAAAACCGUCGCCAUGAUAUUAGAAAAAGGUGCACCCUGCUCUACAACCGACAACGCCGGCCUGUCCCCUCUUUACUACGCACUCAGUUACUCGAAUACCAACGAAAGACUUGAAAUGACCAACGCAUUGCUUGCCGCCGGUGCAAAUCCCCUCAUAACAGGCCCGAACGGCGAAUCAGCACUACACAUUCUCGCCCCGCUAUUAGUCUAUUAUAGCUCCCCAGACCACAGCUACCGACCAGAAAAGGAGAUUUACCACCAAGCUGAGCUGAAAGACCUCUACGUUCGCUUCGUAGAAUCCGGCUGCGAUGUCAAUGCCCGUGACGCCCGGGGAGACACUCCCUUAUUCCCGUUUGUUCGGACAAUCAAGGAGCGAGACGAAUACGGUAUCGGCCCACCACCUGCCGAAGAGGAUGUCCGCCAGAUGUUCCAAGUUCAUGAUAUAUUUGCGGUUAAUGACAAUGGGGAUACCUUGCUACAUGCCAUUGCCGGGCGGGAAGACACUCGUGAGAGUGAGAGUGAGCCCGAUGGCGUGUGGUUGUUCGAGGAAUUGAUGGCGCGUGGCUUGGAUGCUAGGAAGGAGAAUAAGCAAGGCCUGACGGCUUUGGAUGUUGCUGCAGCUCGUGGGAUGCAGGGGAUUAUGAGGCUAUUUGAGAAGGAGGAGUAG